AGUGCUUUUUUAGGCCAACCAAGCCGGGCUGCCCGGGUCAAGUGACACUCAUGAAUGAUGGGAGUAAGGCUGUUGAUUCUACCAUUGAUGUUUCUUUCGAUUUGCUUUUCUAUAAUGUCCAAUGCCUUCAAAAUAAGGUGAAUGAGUUGGAAUUGAUUGUCAGCACGAGCAGGAGGUACAAAAUACUGUGUUUGUCUGAACACUGGAUGUGCCCUGAGGAGCUUAAACUUUUGAACAUCUCUAACUAUAAGUUAGCUGCUUUCUAUAGUCGAAAGCAUUGUCCUGUAUGGCCUCACGCUUUGGGGUGGAGCCACAGAUGUUUCACGAGUGUUACUCAUUCAGAAGAGGGCCCUGAGGAUCCUUUGUGGUGCUGAGCGUCUUGCCCAUUGUCGUCCCCUCUUUGUGAGAGAGAGAAUCCUCACAGUCUUCUCCCUCUAUGUACUUCAGACCCUCUGCAGAACACAUGCAAAUGUGGGGGAGCUUGUAACAAGGCAGAAUUUUCACUCACAUGAGACUAGAGGGAGACAGAGGCUGGACGAGCCCUACCAAAGACUGAGUAGGACACGAUCGAGCUAUGGCCAUCUAUCUGUCAGGCUCUUCAACAAGCUGCCGGUGAUGGCUAGGAAUCUGCCUGCCGGCAAAUUUCGGAGGGUCCUGAGAGACUUAUUGUUGGAUAAUCCUUUGUACUCA
Nilaparvata lugens (brown planthopper) is the source of this 690-nucleotide messenger RNA. RefSeq lists its product as uncharacterized. The transcript is spliced from 2 exons. The record is from RefSeq and is a predicted model, not a curated record. NCBI's taxonomy places the organism in Eukaryota, Metazoa, Arthropoda, Insecta, Hemiptera, Delphacidae. Bases 51 to 374 code for a protein of 107 amino acids.